Colius striatus (speckled mousebird) is the source of this 5974-nucleotide messenger RNA. Its product is annotated as lethal(3)malignant brain tumor-like protein 3. The transcript is spliced from 18 exons. NCBI's taxonomy places the organism in Eukaryota, Metazoa, Chordata, Aves, Coliiformes, Coliidae. The record is from RefSeq and is a predicted model, not a curated record. Gene Ontology annotation, biological process: regulation of DNA-templated transcription. The coding region runs from base 151 to 1980 and encodes 609 amino acids. Gene Ontology annotation, molecular function: zinc ion binding; protein binding. Gene Ontology annotation, cellular component: nucleus.
GGACGGCCGGGCCACUAAUUGUUGCCGGAGUUAAAGAGAGAAAAAAAAAGAGCCGGUCCGGGAGAGGCAGCGGGCGGCCGGGCCGGGUGCCCAGAGAAGGCAUCUCCUGCUCCAGUUUCCGGACCUGGGAGCUAAUGGAUUGCUCUGAGAAUGGAAAAUUUUGUACUCAAACGGGCUCCCAGCAGCACAGUUGCUCCUGGAAAGAAGAAGGUAUGGAACUGGGUUUCCUACUUAGAAGAGGAACGGAUGCCAGCUGCUCCCCUAAAACUGUUCAGAGAGCAUCAGUCAUUCCCUGAAGGCCGAAAUGGAUUUAAAGUUGGAAUGAAGUUGGAAGGGCUGGAUCCUGAACACCCCUCUCAAUUUUGUGUUCUCACAGUGGCUGAGGUCCAGGGGUACAGGAUGCGAUUACACUUCGAUGCUUAUCCUGAGUGCUAUGACUUCUGGGUUAAUGCUGAUUCCUCUGACAUCCAUCCUGUUGGCUGGUGUGAAAAAACAAGUCGAAAGCUUCUCCCUCCUAAAGGUUUCAAGGAGGGAGAAUUUAAUUGGACUUCAUAUUUGAAGAACUGCAAAGCUCAGGCAGCUCCAAAAAGCCUUUUUAAGACCCUCAACAGUCCUGUCACACCCUCUGGUUUUCGUGUGGGAAUGAAGCUAGAAGCAGUGAACAAGAAGAAUCCAUUUCUGAUGUGUGUUGCAACCAUCAUGGACGUGGUGGAUAACCGUCUGCUGAUUCGUUGUGACAACUGGGAUGAGACUUACGACUUCUGGUGUGAAGCUAGCAGCCCAUAUAUCCGUCCUGUCGGCUACUGCCAAGAAACUGGAACCCCACUGACAGCACCACCUGGAGAUGAUUCCAAAGCCUUCUCAUGGGAGAAAUACUUAGAAGAAACUAACUCCCACGCAGCCCCAGCAAGAGCAUUCAAACUGCGUCCUGCUCAUGGAUUCCAAGUGAAUAUGAAGUUAGAGGCUGUGGACAGAAGGAAUCCCAUCUUGAUAAGAGUGGCAACAAUAGUUGACAAAGAUGACUAUCGCAUUAAGAUACACUUUGAUGGCUGGGACCAUCAUUAUGACUUCUGGGUCGAUGCAGACAGCCCUGAUGUCCAUCCAGUAGGCUGGUGUGCAAAAACUGGACACGUUCUGCAAAUGCCUUUGGGUGCUGUGGAUGAAGUGGGAGCAGUGGGACAAAUGUGUCCUACUCCAGGCUGCCACGGGAUCGGUCACGUCCGGGGACCACGAUACGGAACACAUUAUACCUUGGUUGGCUGCCCAUAUUCUGAUGUGAACCUCCACAGAGAAAACUUGUUACAGGACCGUCUGAGUGGGGAGAGACCUCCCCCUGGCAACAGCAUGCAGAAAGCCAGGAGGCUGGAGACUCCUACCCCAUUCAUUUUGGGAGGAGAGUCUUCUCAGUUGGACUCCCCACAAUCCAGAAAAUCUGCACAAGACAGUGAAAAGUCGUGUCAAAGCAGUGUUCACAGUCUGUCAGAGCAGUCUGAAAACAGUCAAGAGAGAUACUGGGCAGAAGAGGAUUCCUCUGCAGACAUCAAGGCCAAGCAGAAAAAGCUCGAGUGCUUGCACCCCUGUGUGAGCUUCCAGAUGGUGAGACAGGAAAACAAUAGAAGAGACCUUGAUUUGGAUCUCCAACAGGCUCUUCACCAGUCCAUCUUCAUGCCUUCCCUGGCCUCUAACCCGACCCACCACCUCCACCUCUUCUGGGAGAAGCACUGCAAGCUCUUGCCAGAGGUCUCGGGCCUCACAGCCAAACAUGUGGCCAAAUGGACUGUGGAAGAGGUGGUGAGCUUUAUCCAGCGUUUACCUGGUUGCAAAGAACAAGCAUCUGUCUUUAGGGAAGAGCUGAUAGAUGGUGAGGCAUUCCUGCUCCUGAACCAGAGUGACAUCGUUAAAAUACUCAGUGUCAAGCUGGGUCCUGCCCUGAAGAUCUACACUGCCAUCCUCAUGUUCAAGUCUGCAGAAGACAACUAAGAGCCCUUCAGCAGAGCCUCUGAGGAGCUGUCAGGGAUUGGAUCUUCAGCUGAGAGCAUCCCAGUGUCCCCAACAGGCAGGUUUGGGAUUCAGAUGUAUUUUAAGUAGAAUUUAUGAGAAAUAUUUUGAGGACAUUAAACAAAACCAAACCCUCCUGCCACAGUCUGCAAUAUGGGGCAGCUUCACUUCCAAGAAGAGGAUAUUGUUAUAUUUUGUAACUGAUUUUGGUUUUGAUAUAUCAAUCUCGUUUUGAGAUCUAGAAGAAACCUCCAGUUCUAAGGGGAAUCCAGGGUAACAUUGGUGGAGCUGCAAUAGCAAGAAGAAAGCUGUGAGUGAAGUGAACUGCUGUGGCCAGUGGUAGUGCCUGAAAGAGAGACUGAGUUAUCACCAGUGUCUUUGGUAUAUUCUGUGUGUAUAAAAGCUCCAGAGAGUAAGAAAAUAGGGAAAGGAUGCACUUCAGAGCAACUCACCUGUAUCCUUCAGUGCUGUGACUCCAGCGCUGACCUUUUCAGGACUGAACUUUGAAUUCCACUGAUCCUGCUUGUUUGAUUCCCUUGGUUGCCUCCAGCACAGCAGAAAGGUGCUGUGGGCAAAGGGUUUCCAUCAGAGCAAUAUGUUCUCCUCCAAGCCCUGUGUAGAUGGGCCUUGGGUGGGCAAAGAUCUCUCAUAAACUCAUCUCCCCCAGGAGACAAAGGUAAAUAUUUCAGCUGUAAUUCUCCCAUCAGGGCUUUUGUGCAACUGCUGUCUGGACCAAGAACACCUUAGGGCAAAAUGACACAAUGGGGAGCACUUGGGAAGUUGAUGGGCUCAUUCUUAUCCUCCCCUCUGUCAGCCAGAUGCUGGGACUAUGAGCCAGGAAACCCAGCAGUGGCCAGCACAUGUGUACAGCUGCAAACAGAUCUCCUAGAGUUUGCUUUUCUUUUUGAACAACCAAAAGUCAUGAAUGGCCAGUGCUUCAGCCUCUUCAGCCUCCAGGUGAGCUUUGGGCUCAUCUACCCAAGAGCUGAUGUGCUGUAGCAGCAGGGCACCAGCUCCCCUGCCUCUCUAGGGGCCAAGGCAGGCAGAGCACCCAGGGAAGUUUGAUGGAGGGUAUUUGGGGUUUGAAAAGACAGCAAAACAAGGUAAGAAUUACUUCUCAAGAGAGAGAGGCUCAUCUAUGUCAGGGAGGUAGCAAGGCUUGUGGCUACAUUGCUGUGCAUGCAGUCUGGGCUCUCCUGGAGGGAGGGGAGCAGGAUGUUGCCUGCUGUGCUCAGAGGUAGCGCCUAGUUUUAUGAACAUACUCUGGGAUCUGUCAUGUCCUGGCUGGGAGAUUUCCACACCCUGACUGCCAGAGCCAUCCUCUUAGCAUGGAGGUGCUGGGGGAGUCCUGCUGGGGCUCUGCACAGUGUUUCCUUUCCUGCCUGGUAGCAUGCCAGCUCCCCUGGCCACUCUCCCUGGUAGACAUUUAGCUGUUCUGAAGUUUAGCUAGAACUAUCUCAGUUAGGGAACCUUUUCACCUCUCAUAUGGGGUGAAUCCUGUGUGUGUGAAGCUCCCCAAGUGCUGUGAGUGUGCACACACAGUGCUGCCAAAGGCAGGUGUGUCAUCAGCCUCUGCCCAGGCUUGCAUGAGUUUCUCAGGGCAUUGCAUGAUGAGAUGUGACCCAUCCACAGACACCCCAAACUCCCCCCUGUCCUUGGAAUCCUUGUCAGCAGUGUUGUUACCUUAGUCCCAGCCCAGCAGCUUCUCCCACAGCCAUUGGGAACUGAGAGUGAACACGCUCUGUGUGUUCUGGAGACACAAGGAACGUAUUUGAUCUUCCUUUCCUAGUCACUCCAUGUCCUUUGUCCAACCUUCCAGCUGCUGAGAGGGUCUUUGUGACUUGCCUGAAGUAGUAAGUUCCAUGACAUUGUCAGUAGAGCAGGAUCCACACCACUGAAGCCAUUCAGUCCUGGAUUAAUAGAUAGAACAAUUUAUCUCCAUAAUUUCUAUUUUUGUAUAAGAUAUUAAGGAGUUUAAGGCUUCCACAGAGAAGAUGUAGAGCUGGUGAGAUAUUUAAUAGCUGAAACAUUAAAUAUCAGCCAGGCAGCUUCAGGAGAGUGAUUUAAUGCAGUGUUAAGGACUAGACAAGAUGUGGGUUUCAAUUUAUUAAGGUCCAUUUUGAGUAUGACAAGCAGGAUCCUCACCAAAGACUCACAUUCCUCUGUCCCACUCUGCAUGUCCAACAGCAGAGUAAAGACUUGAAUUGCAAGUGACUGUGUCCUGCACUCUGACACAACUUUGCCUUCCAGGCAAAGCAAAAUAGUUUCCUGACAACUGGAGCAGAGGAUUUGUAGCUGAACUGUUUUGUUCCUGGCUCUCUCCACCCAUUUGCUAAAUAACCCAGAGCCCUUCUUUGCUCCAGUUUCCCCCUGUGUGACACCCAGCCAGGUGGAGUGAGUGCAGUUUCUCCUUGCUCUUGUUUCUAGCAAGCAGGUCCUGCCAGAUUUUCUGUUUUACCUCCUUCCUUUGGGAGAUGGAGUUGGGGGCCAGCAGAUUGCCUCCAGCCAUAAAACAUAAUGCUAUUGCAUCUCUUGUACUAAAUAUAGAUGGAGGAGGAAGAGAAUUGGUGAAACAAGCAAUGAGAUUCUAGUCACUGAAAUUAUUCAAACAGGGAGAAAUCUUUAAUCCUAGAGGCUUCCAAGCCAGCUGGAUCAAAGAGGAAAAUGUGUACUUGGAGUUUGUUCAGUGACAGUGAGAGCAGUGUGUUCAGCAAGGAGGAAGGAGGAACCCUUUUAGGGACAGAAGGAAGAGGAAUGUGCUUCUUGUGCCUUUUUUUAUAAUCUGAUAAUUGUCUUUGCAGAGCAAGCAAGAAUGUGCACACAUCUAUCCCUGCCUCCUUUGCCAAAUAUAGCUGUGUUCUAAUCAAAUCAAGCAACUUCCCAAUAACACAAGGGCAGAAAGAUUUCCAGUGCCUUCACUGGACACAUUUAAAAUCCCUUUAAUGUUACAAGGCAGGAAAAACAAGGACUGGAGCAGCUCAUCUUUUAGCCCCAUAACUUGGGAGCUCAUGGUUUUUGUCGGGAAGUGCCGUGUUUCUGCUGCCAGAUGCUGCCUGUACAAACCCCACUCUGCCUCUUCCCAGUCCUGCCCCAGGCCUGUGGCAGUGUGAGGGGGUCUGCAGAUGCCUUUGAUUGUCUUAAUGCCUUGUUGUCUAAUAUGAAACAUGCACUUUGAAGCAGAAAGCCAAAAGUUGUAGCUGUGUGGUGAGCAAAGCUGAAACUGGUUAAAACCACCUGGUUUUAGGAAGCUUUUGUUGCCUGCUGAAUGUCAGCAGAAACCAGCUGUUGGCCCAGCUGAACCCAGAAGUCACUUAGACAUAGGAAUCUAUUACUUAUGAAGCAACCUGGAGCUGUGACAACUUCAGUACAGUUGGGAAGUCCCAGUUCUCAAUCAACAAAGAUCUUCCCGGAGACGUGUUUGUUCCUGUAUCCUCGUUCUCCAAAUCCAAACCCAUUUGUUAUUUCUCCUGUUCUCCUCAGUAGAGAGUCCUGUUAAACUUUUUUCAGUGUUAUCACCAACUCUCAUCCUUGUAAUCCAGUAGCAGCAAGUUCCUGCCCUGGGUGAUGAGUUGCAUUCAAGUGAAACAGAAGCAUUUGGCAUCGCUGACAGCAAAACUCUGCAACCAGGGAGGGGGAAAGAGGGGAAAAAACCAAAGCUGAGGGGAUAAGCUAGUUCAGCUGUAGAAGAUUUCCUGCCUGCUACUUUCAUGCCCUGCUUAGGGAUUUAUACCACAGAAAGCUUUAAAGUUUCUGACAUCCUCUCUGUCACGUGGUGAUCUGGCUUAGUUUGGAAACGCUUGUGACUUGAACUGGAAACACGUGCAGGGGAAGGGAACCGUCUCGGUCCAGCCUCUGAGCUGCUUGCCUCUUGUAAAACAAACAAAUCCUUGAGCUUUCUUGUGUGACACCAGCCAUGGCCUUGCACUCCACUGAUGCUUCCUUUUGGAAAUGUGAAUAAAAGUAAUAUAAGUUCAAA